CAUAAAGAGAUGAGAAAGAGGGCAACUGGAUGGAAUAGCAGUCCUGUCCUCUCUUCCUCUUCUCCGUUCUCCCCUCUCUUCUGGGUAGUCACUUGAAGGAGGCAGACACGGAGCACCAGUGAACCUACUCACGGGACACACACGCACCCACAUACACACUCACACCCACGGACAGAUAGAGUGAGAGUGUGUGUGUGUGAGAGAGAGAGAGAGAGGGAGGUUGAAGCUGUCUUCGGUGGGACCAGGAUAACCUUUGGACCUACUGGCACCUGGCACCAGCAGUCUCAAGACGGACUAAGAGGGUUUUUUUGGUCUGGGUGUUUUUUCUCUCCUCCCAGACAUCAUGGGGUGGCCACAGGGUCAUGUGACCUGGCCAGUGGAGUCAUCAUCAGGCAAGGUGACGGCCACGACAACACUGGCUCUUCUGCUCAUCUUCCUCAGCGCCGUAUCCCCCUUCUCUACCCCACAACCCAGAGUCUUCCUCACUUUUACCGACCUCCAGGCGUCCCAGUCCUUUGAGUACUACACUCUGUCUGAGAAGCCCAUGGACUACCGGAUCCUGCAGAUGGACGAGGACCAGGACCGGAUGUACGUGGGCUGCAAGGACCACGUCCUGUCCAUGGACAUCAACAACAUUACGCAAGGCACGCUCAAAGUGUUCUGGCCCGCCUCCGUCAGCAAGAUCGAGGAGUGCCAAAUGGCGGGCAAAGACCCCACGCAUGGCUGUGGAAACUUCCUCAGGGUCGUCCAGCCUUUCAACAGGACCCAUCUGUUUAUCUGUGGGAGUGGAGCGUACAGCCCUGUUUGUGCCUACAUCAACAGAGGUCGCCGGCCAGAGGAGAAGGUCUUCCAGAUUGCCUCUCGGGCUGAAUCAGGGAAGGGAAGAUGUUCUUUCAACCCGCAGGUCAACACAGUCUCUGUCAUGCUGAACCAGGAGCUCUUCUCUGGCAUGUACAUUGACUUCAUGGGCACGGACGCCGCUAUCUUCCGGAGCCUGACCACCAGGAACGCGGUGAGGACUGACCAACACAACUCCAAAUGGCUGAGUGAGCCCAUCUUUAUCGAUGCCCAUUUGAUACCGGACGGGUCAGACCCGAACGACACCAAGCUCUACUUCUUCUUCCGCGAGCGGCUGACGGACAACAGCGGCAACACCAAGAGCAUCCACACCAUGGUGGCGCGCGUGUGUCCGAAUGACACUGGCGGUCAGCGAAGUCUGGUAAAUAAGUGGACCACCUUCUUGAAGGCCCGGAUGGUAUGCUCAGUGCUGGAGGAAGAUGGCACGGAGACCCACUUUGACGAGCUUGAGAGUGUGUUUUUGCUGGAGGCUGACAACCCCAAAGGCCUCCUUGUGUUUGGCGUCUUCACAUCCACAAGCUCUGUGUUUAAAGGGUCAGCCGUGUGCGUGUACAACAUGGCCGACAUCCUGACCGUCUUCAAUGGGCCGUUCGCCCACAGGGAGGGCCCCAACUUUCAGUGGGUGGCUUUCCAAGGACGCAUCCCCUACCCAAGGCCUGGCACAUGUCCUGGUGGAGCUUUCACACCUCAUGUCCAGAGCACCAAAGAGUUUCCUGAUGACGUGGUGACGUUCGUCAGGAACCACCCUGUUAUGUUCAAUCCCAUCUACCCCGUGGGCAGGAGGCCGUUGCUGGUGCGAACACACGCUGACUACAAAUACACCUCCAUCGCCGUCGACCAGGUCACCGCAGCAGAUGGCCAGUACCAGGUCCUCUUCCUGGGCACAGACAAAGGCACAGUACAGAAGGUGAUCGUCCUGCCCACAAAUGGUUCCCUGGACGAGGAUCUGAUUCUGGAGGAGCUGGAAGUGUUUAAGAAUGGAGCUGCCGUGACCAAUUUGCAGAUCUCGUCCAAAAAGCAACAGCUAUACGUGAGCUCGGAACAUGGCGUGUCCCAAGUGUCCCUGCACCGUUGCCAUGCCUACGGCUCGGCCUGCGCCGACUGCUGCUUGGCCAGGGACCCCUACUGCGCCUGGGAUGGAAUGACCUGUUCUCGCUUCUACCCCACGGGGAAAAGGCGCAGUCGGAGACAGGACAUCAUCCACGGCAACCCACUAACCCAGUGCAGAGGGUUCAAUCUCAAGGUCGCUGCACAGAAAUGCUAUGAGUUGGCCCAGUACGGGAUCAGGAACAACACCACUUUCCUGGAGUGCAUGCCCAAGUCACCGCAGGCCUCCAUCAAGUGGCUCAUCCAGAGAGACAACGACCGGCGAAAAGAGGUGAAGCUAAGUGACCGCGUGGUCUCCACAGAGCACGGCCUUCUCAUCCGCUCGGUGCAGCCGUCUGACCAAGGCCUCUACUACUGCUUGACCACCGAGAACGGCUUCAAGCGCACCGUGGCCAAGCUUCGCCUGCGCGUGCUGAGCGAGACGCUGGUCAGUGCGCUGACCACCAAGCAGCAGUCGCCCUGGGGCUGGGCAGCGCUGCACCCCAAGGCCCUGGUGUCGGCCUUCACGCCGGCCGACGCGCUCGCCGUGCAGCAGUACUGCAAGGAGCGCAAGCAGCUCCAGAGUCUGGUCCCCGCCGGGGCCUCCGUCUCGGUCGCCAGGGGCGACAUGGGCAAGCUGGGCAAGCUCAAGCCGCUGCUGGACCGCACCAAGAGCCGCAACCGCCGGAACCACCUGCCCCUGGAGUAGAUGGUGGUGUCGGGGAAGGGAUGGAGGGAGGGGGGGUGUUGGGGUGGAGAGAGAAGUAGAGGAGGAGGACAAAGGGAGGGGUUGUGGGGGGGAGAGAAAAUGACUGACCGAGCAUCUGGGGUAUGCCUUUGGGUAUGUUGCGCUCCAAUGGACUUCUUUUAGACAUUUAUGUUCCGGGCUGCCCCUGACUGCAUUGGGCCCACACAUUUGGGGGAGUCAUGAUGGCACUGAAGAGAGAGAGAGAGAGAGAGAGAGAGAGAGAGAGAGAGAGAGAGAAAGAGAGAGAGAUGUGCUUCCUUCAAUGCCUCUACAGUAGUCUUACGUGCAUGAGGUACUCAGUGACUGUGACCUAUGCCAACACAGACACACACACACACACACACACACACACACACACACACACACACACACACACACACACACACUCACUCACUUACUCACUCACUCACUCACUCACACACACACACACACACACACACACACACACACACAGUUGUUACACCAUCUGCACCCUGCACUUGGGUCACGUGUGUGCAGUGGGUGAAAGGACUUCCCUCUCAGCAAAUCUCCUGACUAGCAAUACCGAAUGAGACUACAAGCAAGCAAGCAUGAUCUGGUAUUUAUAAAAACCAAGCUGCAGUAAUAUUGACUCUAAGUAAAAGAAGGUGUUGGUCCAUGCAUAUAAGAUAUGUGCCAUUGUUUGUUCUGAGAUGCCGUACUUGCAUGCUUUAGAUGAAAAGUCUAGCUGUUUUUCCUCUGUUUUGACAAGCAUUCAACAAAUGCAACUAAGCAUCCAACAUGAUUACACAGUACAAAUUGUUUACAGAAAUGUAGCACUCCGUGGCAAAGCUUGCUAGCAAACCACAGGGCUAUCUUAAAAAUAAAGGUUGUUUGUAUUCCCUUUUUCUGCGCAAACUAUUCAACUCAUUUUACAAAGAUUACAAACACAUAGGUCUUCCAAGAGGGACUGUGAACAGUACACAAUUUACGCCUUUAUAAGGGGCUCUUGGACAGAACUCUUGUUUCAUCUCGACAGGCUGUUCCGCUUUACCGCAGAUGAUUUGGCAGACCCAAAUGUUCCCCUACAAGAACGUCUCACCAAUGGAAAUUACAACAUGGUGGACAGGCCAAAGUACACGAGCUAUCAGAUGCCCCACAGAUGUCCAAGACAAGUGUGUGUGUGUGUGUGUGUGUGUGUGUGUGUGUGUGUGUGUGUGUGUGUGUGUGUGUGUGUGUGUGUGUGUAAUGACAGACAUCUGUGGGGAGAAGUAGACACAGUCCACCUCACUUGCUGGACCUCAGGCUUCCAUAGAAAACCAGUUGCUGGACCCAGGCUUUAUACCACACGUCACACACAAAAAAACAUCAGUUCCCUUAUUAAACCUGAGAUAGCAUGAUUAAUGUACGAAAUACGUUCAUAUGUAAGUGUCACACAGGUACACUGAACUAUAUAAGCUGUCUGUUUGUUUGGAUUGACCCGACCGUAUGGUUUAUAACUAAUGUUUUCCCUGAGAGAUUAAUGUAAGGAUUUCUGAAGGACAACUGAAUCUUACACCACGCAGCAUUAAGAGUGGCAUAAGAACACUGAAUGUUUCCUUUCAAUACAGCGCUUUGUCACGCACAUUUUUGCUAUCCUGCCACAUGUGUAUUAGCAUGAAGGCCAUCAUCUUGUUAGUGAUUUACUUGCUUGUGUUCCAGUCGUCUGUUAAGACUAACAGGUAUAGAGGAUGUAGAAAAUGUUAGCCAUGGUUGUGUGUACAGUUUUUUUUUUUCAUUAAUAUUUGUGUCGCUGUAACUUAUGUCAUUUUUUUUGUAAAAUAUCAAGUGUAUGUGUGUCAUUAAAAUGUGGUAAAGUGUAUAUAAUUUUAACAUAAUCUCUCAAAUUGUUUUGACAGUAUCUGCAAUUGGCAGAGAGUUACACAGCACAUUUCAUUUUGUCAUGUUUCAAUCAUAAAGUUAUUUUUUCAAAAUACAUCAGUCAUUGAUUGCAAAAUCUUGACUCCUUUGAUGCAGAUCAAACUGUCUUCACAGUGAAUGUCAAUAUGUCAAACUUGACUCUGAACAUUUGUGUAUUUCUAUUUAUUAAUGUAAUGAAUGCUUGAAUAAAUACAGUUAAGAGUA
Molecule: messenger RNA, 4774 nt
Organism: Alosa alosa (allis shad)
Lineage: Eukaryota; Metazoa; Chordata; Actinopteri; Clupeiformes; Clupeidae
Gene: sema3c
Product: sema domain, immunoglobulin domain (Ig), short basic domain, secreted, (semaphorin) 3C
Exons: 19
Coding region: 344-2653 (769 amino acids)
Biological process (GO): semaphorin-plexin signaling pathway; negative regulation of axon extension involved in axon guidance; axon guidance
Molecular function (GO): chemorepellent activity; semaphorin receptor binding
Source: RefSeq, a predicted model, not a curated record